Messenger RNA from Acaulospora colombiana, 239 nucleotides. The record is from the annotation of a GenBank genome assembly. NCBI's taxonomy places the organism in Eukaryota, Fungi, Glomeromycota, Glomeromycetes, Diversisporales, Acaulosporaceae.
AGAAAAAGAUGCAUACCUGUAAUCUUGACGGCCAAUUUUGGCCGAUUGUUGGCUCCCGUAGGGACAUGUUCAAUUUUUCGAACCGUCAGCAUGCCGUCAAUCACCCGCCCGAAGACGGUAUGCUUGCCAUCCAAAAAGUCUGCCGGAGCGGUGGUAAUGAAAAACUAGGAAUCGAUUUCGCCUUUGUAAAAGUCAGUUACAAACUUGACAACAGGCACCUGUACCCUCACCAUCGAUAA